This is a messenger RNA of Penicillium verrucosum, 702 nucleotides long. Its product is annotated as ceramidase. NCBI's taxonomy places the organism in Eukaryota, Fungi, Ascomycota, Eurotiomycetes, Eurotiales, Aspergillaceae. The transcript has 5 exons. Gene Ontology annotation, cellular component: endoplasmic reticulum membrane. Gene Ontology annotation, biological process: ceramide biosynthetic process; ceramide catabolic process. The record is from RefSeq and is a predicted model, not a curated record. The coding region runs from base 1 to 702 and encodes 233 amino acids.
AUGCAAAUCAACACCCCUACCGAUGCCUUUUGGGGCCCACCAAGCUCUAAAGCCAACUUUUGCGAGCAGGUAGCAGCCCCAUUUCGACUCGAUUAUGUUGUGACAAGAUAUGUCGCGGAAUUCAUCAACAGUUUAACCAACCUAUGUUAUGUCUUCUAUGCGAUUUACGGCCUACGCCGAUUACAGCAGGCCCGCAGUAUUGGUUUCUCUCGCGCCCUCCCUUACUGUGGCUUGAUGGCAGUCGGCCUUUGCUCUGCAAUCUUCCACAUUAGUCUACAAUACCACACUCUGAUGCUGGAUGACCUAUCUAUGCUUUUCACAACCACCCCACUGCUGCACAGAGUCUUGACAGUAAAUGCCAAUCGCAAAGACUCAUUUGUCGCGGGUGCAGUUAUUUACAUAGCUCUCUCGCUAAUUAUAAUUUACCACGUCACAACAGAUGAAUUAAUUAUUCACGCUACGUUCUUUGUUAGCAGCAUCAAUAUCAUCGGUGUUCGGACUGUUCAGCUACUCAAACAACGCACCACUGAGAAUUCAACAGCUCGGCGACAGAUUUGGGGCAUGGUUGUAUUUGGGGCUGGCAUCUUUCAUCUUGGAUAUAUUGUCUGGCUUGUGGAUAGCUGGGCCUGUGGAUGGCUUACAAGUGCACGAGCGGCAAUUGGGCUUCCUUGGGCAUGGCUGCUAGAACUUCACGGAUGGUAA